AUGUUUGUGAAACAAUCCAAGAUCCUGGUGUUUUGCCUUUUUUUGGGCCUCUCGCUGGCUCUCAAAUUGCAUAUUCCCAUUAAACCGGAUGCCCACAUCCAGGAGCUGCAGAUGGAGAGCAGGGAACUGGCUGCAACCCACUCGGAUUUCUCCACCAGUUGCUUCUUGUUCUACAAACCCAUUUUGGCCAAUGUUGCAGAAGAGUUCGAGAUCAACUAUGGGGCUUGCAUUUCCGCCCUUGACAACUCCACGGCCUUGGUCAAUACAAAGUAUUCACAGGACCGCGAGAAUAUCUUGAGAUCUGCCAAUAUCGGUUGCUCGUAUCCCAGUACCAAUUGCCAGGUGUGGACCUUUGAGCAACAGGCCCUGGACACCGUGGUCUCCCGCCUUGAAUGCGCCUCCAUCAAUUCUGGUGAUAGCUCUAAAACCUUCUACGGCAUUUCGGCAAAUGCCACGGAGAUCGCAUUCAAGAUCAAGGAGGAGUAUCGUGUUCUAGAAAGCCAAAUGUUGAGUUGCACGAAUGAUGCCCAGCGAGCUUAUGUGGAGGACACGGCCGACACUUAUGAAAGGUUGAAUCACUGCCUCCAGAACGGAACCUUCGAAACAGCAACAGCCAAAGUAUAGGAUAGUAUAAAAAUGUACAUAUUAUAAAGAGUUUAAUAAAGA
Messenger RNA from Drosophila suzukii, 666 nucleotides. NCBI's taxonomy places the organism in Eukaryota, Metazoa, Arthropoda, Insecta, Diptera, Drosophilidae. The record is from RefSeq and is a predicted model, not a curated record.